This is a messenger RNA of Spinacia oleracea (spinach), 1035 nucleotides long. RefSeq lists its product as uncharacterized. The record is from RefSeq and is a predicted model, not a curated record. Lineage: Eukaryota; Viridiplantae; Streptophyta; Magnoliopsida; Caryophyllales; Amaranthaceae. The transcript has a single exon. Bases 194 to 808 code for a protein of 204 amino acids.
CUUUAAAUAUCACCCAAAUCUCCUCUUCCGAAUCCUUCCAUUCCCCUGGCUUUAUCCCUUUCCCUCCACAUCUUUCUUACAGUACAUCAACAAGAACAUAUUCUCCAACAUUGUUCCCCCUUUCCCUAAAACGUUAACAACAUUUUUGUUAUCGAGUUUCCAAUUGUUCGCCCAGAUCAAUAACCAUCAAUUAAUGAUUCCAUCUUUCAACAACUUUGCACUUAUUUUAUUCUUUUUUACCACUCAAUAUAAACCCGUCUACACUUUUACUACCAUGCCUGAAAAACGCAACUUCUCCGCUUAUUCUCUCUCCACAGAUCAUCAACAACCUCCGAUCAUGGGAGGUGACACUAGUGAGAAUAAUAACGUUAACCGCAAUCACAAGAAAUUGCGAAGACUUCCUCAUGUGUUCAGCAAAGUUUUAGAGUUGCCGUUUGAUUCCGAUACCGAUGUGUUUAUCGAAGAACGGUGUGAUUGUUUUAAGUUUACGGUUGAAGAUGACGGCGGAGUUGUUGUUGCUGGUGGUGUUAGGGCUCAUGUAGUUGAGGUUCACCCUGGGAUUACUAAGGUUGUGAUUCGUAAGAAAGGGAAUAUGUCGCAGCCGAUCGUUGAUGAGAAUGAGCUUGACGUGUGGCGGUAUCGGCUUCCGUCGUCUGCGCGGCCGGAGCUUGCCACCGCGGUUUAUGCACGUGGGGAGCUUGUUGUGACGGUGCCUAAGAAUGGGUGGGGUGAGAAUAUUAGGAGAGGUGGUGGUGAUUGUAAAGGUGGUUUUAAGGGUAAUAUGGGAACUCUUAUUCUUGUUCAAUGAUUUGUUAAUUAUAAAUUCUGCACUAGCCUUCUUCCGGGUACACGUAGAGCGCGCAGGUGUAGGGCUAAUAAGGUUUUGAUCAAGAUGUUCUAUUAUCUCACCUCAAGAUCCCACAUUUUAAUUCUUUCAUUUUCUUCUUAUUACAUGUAUCAUGUGAUAUGAUAUGUAUGUAUCAAAUGUACGUGCCUCAAAUGAAAGUAAACUUUACAUUUUUCAAGCUAUUUUUA